Molecule: messenger RNA, 1152 nt
Organism: Neopsephotus bourkii (Bourke's parrot)
Lineage: Eukaryota; Metazoa; Chordata; Aves; Psittaciformes; Psittacidae
Product: EH domain-containing protein 2-like
Exons: 3
Biological process (GO): endocytosis; endosomal transport
Cellular component (GO): plasma membrane; cytoplasm
Molecular function (GO): calcium ion binding; GTP binding; protein binding
Source: RefSeq, a predicted model, not a curated record
AUUCCCCACCCAGGCUACGACUUCCCAGCCGUACUGCACUGGUUCGCCGAGCGCGUGGACCUCAUCAUCCUCCUCUUCGACGCCCACAAACUGGAAAUCUCCGACGAGUUCUCGGAAGCCAUCGGGGCCCUCAGGGGCAACGAGGACAAGAUCCGGGUGGUCCUCAACAAGGCCGACACGGUGGAGACCCAGCAGCUCAUGCGCGUCUAUGGGGCCCUGCUCUGGUCCUUAGGGAAGGUCUUCAACACCCCCGAGGUGCUGAGGGUCUUCAUUGGGUCCUUCUGGUCCCAGCCCUUACUGGUGGCCGACAACCGGAGCCUCUUUGAGCUGGAGGAGCAGGAUCUGUUCCAGGAGAUCCAGAACCUGCCCCGCAACGCGGCCCUGCGCAAGCUCAAUGACCUGGUGAAGAGAGCGCGGCUCGUGAGGGUCCAUGCCCACAUCCUGGCCCGGCUGCGCAAGGAGAUGCCCUCGGUGUUCGGGAAGGAGGCCAAGAAGAAGCAGCUCAUUUCCCAGCUCCCGCUGCUCUUCGCCCGCAUCCAACUGGAGCAGCACAUCCCGGCGGGAGACUUCCCGGACUGCGCCCGCAUGCAGGAGCUGCUCCUGGUCCACGACUUCUCCCGUUUCCCAGCGCUGAAGCCGCGGGUGCUGGAGGCUCUGGACGAGCUCCUCACGUCCGAUAUCGCGGCGCUGAUGCCGCUGCUGCGCCGGGAGGAGCUGGAGGCGCCCGAAGGCAGCGGGGCCGUGCAGGGGGGGGCGUUCGACGGGACCCGGCAGGGUCCAUUCAGCGCGGAGGAGAGAGGGGGGGACGAGGAUGAUGAAGAGGAGGGGGGCGAGGAGGACGGGGAAUGGGCGGUGAUGAAGGACAAGGCCAAGUACGACGAGAUCUUCUACGGGCUGGCCCCGACCGGAGGGAAGCUGAGCGGGCGGCGCGCCAAGGGCUGGAUGGUGACCAGUAACCUGCCCAGUUCCGUACUGGGCCGCAUCUGGAAGCUGAGCGACGUGGACCGCGAUGGGAUGCUCGAUGCCGAGGAGUUCGCCCUGGCCGGGCACCUCAUCGGGGCCAAGCUGGAAGGGAGGGGGCUCCCCUCAGACCUCCCCCCGCGUUUGGUGCCGCCGUCCAAGAGGAGGCAGAAGGGGUCGGCGGAGUGAAGG